UCUCUCUCUCUCUCUCUCUCUCUCUCCCUCUCCCUCUCUAUACACACAUCUGUAUCUACAUAACCUCCACACACAGUAAGCUACAGAGACGCUUUCUCGUCUCACCUUCCGCUGCGUUUUACAAUCCAGUUGUAACCACUAGCGAGUUGACUCGGCACUUGACUUACAUGAAGGGGGGUUAGGGCUUUCGAUUAUUUGGAUGGAUGGAUUGAUUCGUUAUUUACUGGAUUUUCGCUUACGAAAACAAAGGGUUUGAUCUGCGGGGACAAAUGGGGUCAAAGAUUUGCAUGAAUGCGUUGUGUGGGACGGCCGCAAGCCGCGAGUGGAAGAGAGGGUGGCCUUUGCGAUCCGGUGUAUUCGCUGAUCUCUGCUGCACCUGCGGAUCUGCAUACGAGAAUUCAAUUUUCUGUGAUACUUUUCAUUUAGAGGAAGAUGGUUGGAGGGAAUGCUAUAUAUGCACAAAGCGUCUUCACUGCGGCUGCAUAGCCUCCAAGUCUUUGCUCGAGCUCUUGGAUUUUGGGGGUGUUGGGUGCACUGGUUGUGCAAUGAGCUUUCUCCCUCCUUCAACUCAAAAUGAUGAAGCUCCUAAAGGAUUUGGCUCAUUGCCAUUAAAUGGUGCUAAAGACCUGCGGCCCAACCUUGCUGAAAAUGAAGCAGUUGGUGAUAAUGUCGAUGGGGGCAGGCUCACACAAUUUUGCAGGAUUACAGAAGCUAAUGAGCCAAACUUCUUGCAUCAAAUUCAUAGAGCUGAUACAAACACAUCGCUUGGACAAUUGCAAAGAGAGAAUUUCGUGCAUUCAAAGAGUGAAGUUGGCACGGGCUUUUCAAAUGCAACUCAGGUAUUAGUUGAAUCAUCUAAGUUCUCGAAACCGGAUUCUAGAAGGCCGCUGUUGGAAAAUGUAAAGACGGAUGGAUCACUUGCUCAGGCAUCUCUUAGUAUGACUUUAGCAGCUCCAUCAGCUGCUUCUAGUUCUGGUCUACCUUUUCGUGGUGUGCUUCUUGGAGAAAAGGAACAGAUCCGAGCACCUUCUCUGUUCCAACAAGGGCAAAGGUCCCGUCCUAUACUGCCUAAACCCUUGAAAAAUGUUCUUGCUAUGAGUUCAGAUAACAACAAAGGUGUGGUUCCUGAGCUGCGAAUUGCGAGGCCUCCUGGUGAGGGGCGGGGGAAGACUCAGUUACUUCCAAGAUACUGGCCAAGGAUUACUGACCAGGAGCUGCAGCAAAUAUCUGGAGACUUAAAUUCCACAAUUGUGCCACUGUUCGAAAAGGUUCUGAGUGCCAGUGAUGCUGGUAGAAUUGGCCGUUUGGUUCUUCCAAAAGCAUGUGCAGAGGCAUAUUUCCCUCCUAUUAAUCAAUCUGAGGGUCUACCUUUACUGAUUCAAGAUGUGAAGGGAAAAGAAUGGACAUUUCAGUUCAGAUUCUGGCCCAACAACAACAGCAGGAUGUAUGUUUUGGAGGGUGUAACCCCUUGUAUACAGUCCAUGCAAUUACGAGCUGGUGAUACCGUGAUAUUUAGUCGAUUAGAUCCUGGAGGUAAACUUGUCAUGGGGUUUCGAAAGGCGACAAACUCAGUGGAUACACAGGAAGUACAAACAUCUGCUCAAACAUCCGGUCUUCCUAAUGGUGCUCUUUCCAGGGAAACUUCUACUUCUGGUACUGUUGAGAAUCUUUCUGCAGAAAAUGUGUACUCUGAUCUUUACAAAACGCCUAAAGGAAGCACUGGUCCUCAUCUAAAUGUUCUAAAUGAACGUUUGAGCUUAGCUGAAGGGGAUAAUGGGCGGAAUAAAGGUGAGAACCUCGGAGGAGGAAUUUUUGGGGAUUCAGUGCUGCGAAUGGUGCAAAUUUCCGAGAAGAAGAGGACUCGAAAUAUUGGAUCUAAAAAUAAGAGGUUACUUAUGCAUAGCGAGGAUGCCCUAGAACUGAGACUUACAUGGGAAGAAGCACAGGACUUGCUUCGGCCACCCCCAGGUGUAAAGCCAAGUGUUGUCACUAUAGGGGACCAUGAAUUUGAAGAAUAUGAUGAGCCUCCUGUUUUUGGAAAGCGGACCAUAUUCAUUGCCCGGCCAUCAGGGGGACAGGAACAAUGGGCUCAUUGUGAUGAUUGCUCGAAAUGGCGAAGAUUGCCUAUGGAUGCUCUUCUCCCUCUGAAAUGGACUUGUCGGGACAAUGCUUGGGAUUCAAGCAGGUGUUCCUGUUUGGCACCUGAAGAAACAAGUGCGGAUGAUUGGGAAAAUCUUACUUGGGUGAGCAAAGACCUCAUGUGCUUUGGAAAAAAGCAAAGAGUUUUGGAAAAAAGCCCUAAUCCAAGCCAAGAACGUGAGCCUUCUGGCUUAGAUGCUCUGGCCAGUCUUGCAGCUCUUGAAGGCGACAUUGAUUCAAGUGAUCCAUCAGGUGGAGUAACCACCAAACAUCCUCGACACCGGCCUGGUUGUUCCUGCAUUGUGUGCAUUCAACCCCCCAGUGGGAAGGGCAAGCACAAGUCCACGUGCACAUGCAAUGUGUGCAUGACAGUAAAACGACGCUUUAAGACCCUAAUGCUGCGCAAGAAGAAACGCCAGUCAGAACUGGAAUCAGAAGCUCCACGGAAUGAGUGCAAGGAUGAAUUAAACUUUGAUGGCAGACGAAGAGAUGGGUUGGUGCAUGUAGAUGACACAGAAAGUGAAGGAAACCAGAACGGAAAGCUAACAGAGGAGGGUGAGAGCAGUGUUUGUCGAAUAGACUUGAAUUGCCAUCCAACUCGUGAAGAGAUGCAAAUUGAGUCAUCGGGAGUAAUGGGCAUGAUGAGCCUUGUUGAAGCAGCAAGGCUACCUAUGGAGAGCUUGAGUAAGGAAAAUGGAGUGGCGAGCUGUUUAUCCGAAAGGCUUAAUCUUUCAUCAGUUGCAUGCGACAGGGAGGACAAAGUAGAUGAAGUGUGUGGUGAGCCCGAUUUGGACUCAAACAAGCUUUGAGUAGAAUGAAUGUAUACUAUCUUUGAGAGCAUGGUCUUUUUAGUGUCGCAAGGCAGUGUCUACAGUCACAGAGUCUACAUUCUCUCUUCUUUUUUUACUCCGCCUUUCUUUCGUAGGUUGUAAGUCUUUAAUCUCCCUUUUUUUAAGGAAGAUUAGGAAUAACAAAAUAAAGAGAGAGCAAUUGUUUCCAGAUACAAUGCCCGCACAGCACUGGAGUCAUUUAUUUAUUCAUUUCAUUUAUUGUUUGAGAUUUGCACUUGA
Molecule: messenger RNA, 3209 nt
Organism: Tripterygium wilfordii
Lineage: Eukaryota; Viridiplantae; Streptophyta; Magnoliopsida; Celastrales; Celastraceae
Product: B3 domain-containing transcription repressor VAL1-like
Exons: 13
Coding region: 270-2948 (892 amino acids)
Molecular function (GO): zinc ion binding; DNA binding
Source: RefSeq, a predicted model, not a curated record